Molecule: messenger RNA, 1531 nt
Organism: Erythranthe guttata (spotted monkey flower)
Lineage: Eukaryota; Viridiplantae; Streptophyta; Magnoliopsida; Lamiales; Phrymaceae
Product: G2/mitotic-specific cyclin C13-1
Biological process (GO): mitotic cell cycle phase transition
Molecular function (GO): cyclin-dependent protein serine/threonine kinase regulator activity
Source: RefSeq, a predicted model, not a curated record
AGCCUUUUUCAGUAUUUGUUUCAAAGUUUUUUCCAAAAAAAAAAACAUCCCUCCCACCUCAAAAAAUUUCAAAUACUAUUACAAUGGCGGUCGAAAUUCGAAACCCUUAUUUCAUUUCAACCUUAUAAACACACACACUCAAACCCUUUCUCUCACACUCACAACAAACAAAUUCGAUCGAUCUACCUUCCUAUUAUUUUUUUUUGGUUUCAGUUUCCUCCAUUUAACAGUUGUUUGCAAUGGCCGACCAAGGAGGAAACUGCGUGAGAGUCACGCGCUUGGCGGCGAAGAAGAGAGCUGCCGGAGAGGCAAUGCAACCGCAGGAGAACAAGAAGAAGCGAGUGGUUUUGGGCGAGAUCCAAAACAUUUUGUCCGGUCUGGAUGGUAAAAAUCAGAAUAAUUACCCAAAGGCGAACGAGAAGAAAAGGAAAGAGAUUCGUGUGAAGGUGACGAAGAGUUUGAAGGAGCGAAAUGCUUCUGGAAUUGACGUUAAUGGCGAACGCGAUGAUCCACAGAUGUGCGAAGCCUAUGUUUCUGAUAUUUAUGAUUAUCUUCGUAAUAUGGAGAUGGAGGCAAAGAGAAGGCCACUGUCGAAUUACUUGGAAAAAAUACAAAAAGUGAUGACACCGAACAUGAGAGGGAUCUUGAUCGAUUGGUUAGUCGAAGUCGCGGAGCAGUACAAGCUUUUAUCGGAUACGUUAUACCUAACCGUUUCUUACAUCGAUCGAUUCUUGUCUACAAACACUGUUGUUCUGAAAAACCUCCAGCUUCUUGGUGUUUCUUCAAUGCUCAUUGCCUCGAAAUACGAGGAGAUUAGUCCGCCGCACGUGGAGGAUUUUUGUUACAUCACCGAUAACACGUAUACGAAGGACGAUGUACUGAAAAUGGAAGCCGACGUGCUCAAAUCGUUAAAUUUUGAGAUCGGAAAUCCUACGGUGAAGACAUUUCUUAGAAGAUUCACCAGAACUAUUCAAGAAGAUUAUGAGAGUCCCGAUUUGCAGUUUGAGUUCUUGGGUUAUUACUUAGCAGAGCUAAGCUUGCUAAAUUACAACUGCGUGAAAUUCUUGCCUUCGUUAGUGGCUGCAUCGGUCGUAUUUCUCUCAAGAUUUACGCUCAAUCCUAAGCUAAAUCCAUGGAACGAAGCUCUACAACGUUGUACGGGAUACAAAGCUUCGGAACUUAAAGAAUGUGUCGGAAUUCUUCACGGCUUGCAAACGAAAAAAAUAUCCCCAUCUUUGGUUGCUGUGAGAGACAAAUACAAGCAGCUAAAGUUCAAAUCUGUGGCCGCACUUUCUUUGCCUUCGGAAGUACUGCGUUCCGUUUUCGAUGGGAUCAAAGAUGAAUAAUUCGACAUUUUGAAGUUGUGACGAAGAUGUAUAUAAUGAUGAUGUCAAGUUAGAUUAGUGCCCUCUGCCCAUUGCAUUCAUUAGUCAUUAGUCAUUACUAACACAGACAGUAAUUUUUUUAUAUUUUGUAUUUUUUUUCUCGUAUUUUUAUUUGUAUUCGUAUUCGUUUUCGGUUGUGCCUUUGA